Messenger RNA from Micromonas commoda, 1644 nucleotides. RefSeq lists its product with no specific name. The transcript is spliced from 2 exons. Gene Ontology annotation, biological process: magnesium ion transport. Gene Ontology annotation, molecular function: magnesium ion transmembrane transporter activity. The coding region runs from base 1 to 1644 and encodes 547 amino acids. The record is from RefSeq and is a predicted model, not a curated record. NCBI's taxonomy places the organism in Eukaryota, Viridiplantae, Chlorophyta, Mamiellophyceae, Mamiellales, Mamiellaceae.
AUGUCUUCCAGGGGUCUUGCGCGGCUGGUCCGGCGCCUCGCGUCGACCGGCGCGCCGUCCCCGAAGGUCGCAUCCGCGAGCCACCUCGGCGCAAUCAAGUGCGACAACCAGGGCAACGCGUGGAAGGUGGAGGUGCAGGUGGGCCGGGGGUCCGGGUUGCUCGGGCACCUCCACCCCAGGGACGCGCCGCUCCUGGAGCGGACGGGUUCGUUCGGCGAUACCCCCGCGACGCUCACGUCGCGACCGGGGAUGCUCAUCGCGAGGUUCCAGCCGUUCAGCGCGGUCAUCGGGGACAGCUGCGCGCUUCUCAUGGACUCCGACCGCGCGUCCUCCAAGGCCGCCGCCGGCGCCAUCGCGGGCGUGAUGAGCAGCAAAAGCGCGGACGACGCGGGCACGCCCCUCACCGACGCGGUCGCCGCCUCCUCCGAGGGCAUCGACCCCAUCGUGCACGCCAGAAUCGCCACCUCCUCCGUCGAGCACAAAACAUCGGCAUCCUCCUCCUCUGCGGACAUCCCGGUGGACGACUUUCCCUUGCGCGCGCUCGAGUGCGUCCUCGACGAGGCCACGGGCUACUAUCAUCAGAAGAUGCGGCGGCUGAAGCUGCUCACCGACUACUGUCUGGAGACCAUCACGGACGAGCUCAAGACGACGAGGAGCGGCGUGGCGGGCGAGGCUGGCUUCCAGAGGCUGCUCCCGCUCCGGCGAGCCAUGACCGAGCUCGAGAACGACAUCAGGGAGGCACACCACGCCAUAUCCGACGCGAUGAGAUCCGACGAGCGCGUCGACGGCUUGCUGCCGCGGUGCUCCAGGGUUGCGUACGCCGGGGACGGGAGGAACAGCCUCAACGCUAACCUCAACGCUAACCUCAACGCUUGCGAAGGCGCUUCCGACGCGGCGACGGCGAACGACGGAAAACGCACGGAAAACGCCUCCGAGGGCGAACUGAGCGAGGCGGAGGUGGUGGCGCGGCGUAAGGCGACCGUGCGUUUGCUGCAGACGCACCUGUGGCGCAUACGCGCGGCCGGGGGUCAGCUGGAGGAGAUGUCGAGACAGGUUGAGGACACGCGGCAGGUUUGGGAACUCUUCCUCGACGGGGUGCGCAACAGGACCGUGCGGCUCAAUCUGCAAGCGACGAUCGCGACGCUCGCGCUGACCGUGACGGCCGUGCCCGCGUCGCUCGCGGGGAUGAACAUACCGAGCGGGUUGGAGCACGCGCAUCCGUUCGUCUUUUGGGGAAUAACCGCGGGCCUCGCGGCGGCGUCGGCGGCUACGUGGGGACGUUUCAUGGGAAUAUACCGCGGGGGAACCGGGCUGUCCAGCGCGCGGGCCGCGGACCUGCGGGCGCUACGAUUCGUGCUGCAGCGCAUGGACGAACUCGACGACGCGAUGCGCGUGCGAGGUGAGGGUGGUAAGGGCGCGGUGAAGACGAGGGAUGACCUCGCGGGGGUGGUGAGGGAAGCCGGUUUGCACUCGGGCCUCGACGGCGUCAACGUCGCGGCGCUGGAUCCCGCGGCGCUCGAGCUGCUGUUCAAGGUGUUCGACAGGGACGGGGACGGGCGGAUCAACCCGAGCGAGGAGUGGGUGAUCCGGCCGUGGCCGUUGAGGGACGAGAACCGGCGCGGGGACGACGUCAUGGGGACCUAG